Closterium sp. Yama58-4 is the source of this 3132-nucleotide messenger RNA. Lineage: Eukaryota; Viridiplantae; Streptophyta; Zygnematophyceae; Desmidiales; Closteriaceae. The record is from the annotation of a GenBank genome assembly.
AUGGGCAUCCACUCCAUCUUGCGCCAGGCGCGCGCGCAGGGCUGGCGGGACGACACGGUCGAGUACGCCAUUUUCCCCGACCCAGGUUCCUUCGAGCUGCCGCCCCUCGCGCCGGGUCAGGCGGCGGCGAGCGACGAGGCGGUGCGGCGCGGGCUGGAGGCGCUGCGCGUGGCGUGCCUCGACGUCGCGACGAGGCACGCGGGCGACGUGCGGUGGAACCGCGACCCCUUCCAGCUCUGGCCCGCGCCGCCCCUCGCGCAAGACGCGGCGGAGCAGGCGGUGCGCGGCGAAGAGGGGGAGGGCGAGGAGGAUCCGCCGUUCCGAUGGCGCGACAGGGACGGCGGCGUGGCGUGGGGGCUGCAGGACGACGACGAGGAGGCGGACGAGGGGCAGGGGGAGGAAGGGGAGAGGGCGGAGGGGGAGAGGGCGGAGAGUAAAGGCGGAGCGGAUAAAAGCGCGGGGGAGAGAAUGCAGGGGGGCGUGCCGGCGCACCUGUACGGGCGCACGCAGUACGGCGCGAGUGUGGAGGACGAGUGGGUGGUGGUGUGGCUGCUGCUGCGCAUCUCCGCCUGCCUCCCCUUCCUCUCCAUCCGAGUGCGCGACGGCGACGGGGACUUUGUGCUGAUCGAGGCGGCCACGGUGCUGCCCAAGUGGAUCGCGCCCUCCUGUGCGCGCAACCGCCUCCUGCUGCGCCAGGGUCGCCUGCAUCUGGUGCAUCCUUGUCUGCGCCGCCCGCCCUACCGCCCCGCUGCACUGCACAGGGCUCUGGCCGCCAUGCGCAGUGCCGAUGAGCCCACGGAAGCUUCUGAGAAGAUUCACAGUGCUGUGAUGAGCCGCAUGGCAGGGCUCCCAGACUCGGCGCUGGCAGCCUUGCACACCGCCAGGUGUCGCCUUCCCAUUCGUGCAGCACAGGUGCUACAGCAGGACCCGUAUCUGGCCACCCUGGCAGCCCACGCCUUCCUCAACAGGGACCGUGCGCCCUCCUCCCCCUCCCUCGCACCAUCCCCCUCCCGCCAUCCCUCGCAGCCCCUCCCCCUCUUCCUCCCCCACACCUCCUGCCCCUGCGCCCUCGCAUCCUCCCGUCCCUCCGCACCCCCCACCACAUCCGCCAACGCCUCCCCCAGCACGCCCGUCCCUGCGCCCUCCCCCCCUCCCUGUGUGGCGCUGGUGGACGUGAUGGUGGGGCUCCCCCGCACCUGCUACGCGCAGCUCGCGCUGCUGCCCUUCUCCCCCCCGCGCGCCUUCCCCCUGCCCUUCCCCUCCGACCCCCUCUAUCCCUCCGCCCUGCUCGGCUGCAAGCUCGCCCUCGGCCUGCACCUACUCGCGCAGGGGGGGGCCGGGGGGGGCGGGGGGAGGGGCACGAGCAAGGGCGGAGGUGAGGGGGAAGGGGGGAGGGAGAGCGCGAGAGGAGAGGGUGGGGAAGGGGGUGUGGAGGGAGCAUCAGAGAGCAGGGAGGUGUGUGUGUGCGAGUGUGACAAAGUGGUGGUGCCGCCAGGGAUGGCAGGGGGCGAGGGCCAUGGAGCGGGCGGUGGGGGCAGGGAGAGGGCGGAGCUAUGCGAGUGGAGCGACCUGCUGCCGUGGCUCUCACAGGCAGGGCUCUUCCAUUCCCCCCGCCCGCCCUCUGCUCCCUCCAACGCUGCCGCUGCUGCCGCUGGGGCUGCUGUGGGGGGCGAGGACCAGGGGGCGAGUGGAGAAGUGGGGGAGGAUCGGAGAAGGGCUAUAGAGAGGGAGAUGGAGAAGCGGUUCAAAGCGGUCCAGCAGUUUGCACAGCUCAGCGCCACAGCGGGUGAUCCAGCAGCGCGCAUCUACUGUGUGCUGGCAGGCCAGCCCGCGCCGCACCCCUCAGCCUUCCCGCGCGCAGCGCUGCGGGCAGACGACAGCGAGCGGUGGAUGAGUGAGGCUGUGCACGCUAUGGAGGCGCGCUUGAGCAAACAACAGGCGGGGGGGCGGAAGGGGGGCAGGCGCAAGGGGGGGCGUGAAAAGGGGGGAGCUGGGUUGAGGGGGAGGGGGAGGGAAGGGAAGAGUGGCAAAGCGGGGAGGAGGGAGAGGGAGGAGGUGCAGGGAGAGGAGGAGGCGGGGGAGGAGCAGGCGGGAGAGGAGGAGGCGGGGCAGUUGUUGGAGCGGCUAAAGCGAUUCAUGGCUGGCGUGUCUGGGUUUGAGGGCGUGGAGGCCCAGGGGGGUGGUGAUGACAGUGAUGGGGGCGAGAGUGGCAGGGGGUGGAGUGGUGGGGAGGAGGAGAGUGGUGGCGGGGAGGGGAGUGAGGGGGAGGAGAAUGGUGGGAAUGAUGAGGGCGGGCAAGAGGUGAGGGAGGAAGUGCAGCGGGUGAGUGUGGAGGGUGGUGUGGGAUUGCAUGAAGAGGAGGAUGGUGACGAGGAUGGCGGCGAGGUGGUGAUGGGGCGGGAGAAGCUGAGGGAGUUUGAGAGGUUUAUGGAGGAGUUGGAGGGGGUGAUGGAGCGGUACAGCGAGGAGGAGGUGAAGGGGUUCCGAGGCGAUGGCAGCUCUGAGGGCGAGGAGGACGACCACAGCGAGUCCGCCUUCUUCUCAGAGCCAGGCAGUGACAGCGACUGGGAGGACGCCAGUGACGCGGGCAGCCAGGAGGAGGGGGAGGGGGAGGAGGAGAGCAUGGGGCGUAUCUCGGGGCCAUUGGUGGUGGGCGGUGGAGGUGCAGGCAGGGGUGAGAGUGGGCCGGGAGAGAGCAGUGGGGCGGCAGGCAGGGGGGGCGCGGCAACAGGCCUGCGCCGAGGCUUCUUUGGCGGGGGCGCAGGGCAGCGGGGGAAGCAGGGUGGAGAGGCGAAGAGAGGGGAGGAAGGGGAGAUGAAGAGAAGAGAUAAGGGCAAAGGGAAAGUGGUGGAGGAGGAAGAGGGGGAAGGGAGAAAAGGGACUGAACACACGUGGCCAAGGAUGAACGGCAUUCGGCACUUGAUCCUUACAACACCUACACCUCAGUGCUGCCAGCCAUGCAAUAGUGCAGCCAAGCAAGAACUCAACAAUGCGGCCUGUGUGCCAUGGCAUAAGCGCCCCAAGUGCACGCAUGGCAGUGCAUGCGUGCACGUGCGUCAGUCGCCCUCCAGCAGGCAGUCUGUGAUCAUGCUCCUGCACGGGGGACAUGGCACACACGGGCAUGCGAGGUAA